AUGAGCUUGGAGAUGAGACCGGUGCCCUUAGCCGAGAGGCUUCUGGUUCUUCCAGCAGCCCUGGCACAGGAGAAGAGCUCGGGGGACCAUACAACGGUCAGCGGACCUCACUUCUUUCAGAUCGUCUCUUUCAAAUGGCAUCAUGUGCAGGAGCCCUACAUCAUUGCGCUCUGGAUACUUGUGGCCAGUCUGGCCAAAAUCGUUUUCCACUUGUCCCACAAAGUCACCCGCGUGGUUCCAGAGAGCGCUCUGCUGAUUGUCCUUGGCCUCUUUCUGGGCGGUAUCGUGUGGGCUGCAGACCACAUUGCCUCCUUCACCCUUACACCAAAUGUAUUUUUCUUCUACCUGUUGCCACCCAUUGUCUUAGAUGCUGGAUACUUCAUGCCAAACAAAUUGUUUUUUGGAAAUCUUGGUACCAUCCUUCUGUAUGCUGUAAUCGGGACUGUAUGGAAUGCUGCCACAACAGGCAUGUCUCUCUAUGGUGUUUACCUGAGUGGAAUAAUGGGCCAGCUCGACAUUGGGCUGCUGGACUUCCUUCUGUUUGGCAGCCUGAUAGCUGCAGUGGACCCUGUGGCUGUACUGGCUGUGUUUGAAGAAGUUCAUGUCAAUGAAGUUCUGUUUAUUAUCGUUUUUGGAGAAUCUCUGCUGAACGAUGCUGUAACUGUGGUGCUGUACAAUGUGUUCGACUCUUUCGUUGCAAUGGGAGCUGAUAACGUGACUGGGGUGGACUGCGUAAAAGGCAUUGUGUCUUUCUUUGUGGUGAGCCUGGGUGGAACAUUUGUUGGCAUUGUCUUUGCGUUCCUGCUCUCGCUGGUCACUCGCUUCACCAAGCAUGUCAGAAUCAUUGAACCUGGAUUUGUGUUUGUGAUCUCAUACCUGUCCUACCUCACAGCAGAAAUGCUUUCUCUUUCUGCCAUCCUUGCGAUAACUUUCUGUGGUGUCUGCUGUCAAAAAUAUGUCAAGGCUAAUAUUUGUGAUCAGUCUUCUACCACCGUGAGGUAUACCAUGAAAAUGUUGGCAAGUGGAUCUGAGACUAUUAUAUUCAUGUUCCUGGGAAUUUCAGCUGUAAAUCCAGACAUCUGGACAUGGAACACAGCUUUUAUACUAUUGACUUUGGUCUUCAUCUCAGUGUACAGAGUCAUUGGUGUAGUGAUACAGACAUGGGUUCUAAACCACUACAGAGUGGUCCAGCUGGAAAUAAUAGACCAAGUGGUAAUGUCAUAUGGUGGACUACGGGGAGCUGUUGCUUUUGCUCUAGUUGCACUUCUGGAUGAGAAAAAAGUGAAAGAGAAAAACCUAUUUGUCAGCACAACUAUUAUCGUUGUGUUCUUUACCGUUAUAUUCCAGGGUUUGACAAUCAAGCCUUUGGUACAGUGGCUAAAAGUGAAGAGAAGUGAGCACAGAGAGCCCAAACUGAAUGAGAAACUCCAUGGCAGAGCUUUUGAUCACAUUCUUUCUGCUGUUGAAGACAUAUCUGGACAAAUAGGACAUAAUUAUCUGCGAGACAAGUGGUCCAAUUUUGAUCGGAAAAUCCUCAGUAAAGUACUGAUGAGAAGGUCUGCUCAAAAAUCAAGAGACCAGAUUCUUAAUAUUUUCCAUGAGCUCAACCUGAAGGAUGCUAUUAGCUAUGUGGCUGAGGGAGAGCGUAGAGGUUCCCUGGCUUUUAUUCGUUCUUCAAGUACUGACAACAUGGUCAAUGUGGACUUCAGCACUCCUCGACCAAGUACUGUAGAGGCCUCUGUCUCCUGUUUACUGAGAGAAAAAGCCAGCUCCGUUUGUCUUGAUAUGCAAGCCUUAGAGCAGAGGAGAAAAAGCAUACGAGAUACAGAGGAUACAGUCACUCACCACACACUGCAGCAGUACCUCUACAAACCCAGACAAGAGCACAUACAUCUGUACAGUCGGCACGAGAUCAUUCAGAAUGAAGACGAAAAACAAGACAAGGAGAUUUUCCACCGGACAAUGAGGAAGCGCUUAGAGUCUUUCAAGAGUACCAAACUAGGAAUAAACCAGCCCAAAAAGCUCAACAAAAACCACAAGAGAGACCGGGGCCAAAAAAGGAGAAAUAGUAAUGCCAUACCAAAUGGAAAAAUACCUUCGGAAAAUCCAGUGCAAGAUUUUACUUUGAAGGAAAAAGAUGUGGAAUUUUCUGAUCCAGAAGAAAAUUAUGAAUCUCUGCAUAUGGACAAAGGAGUUGACUUUUUAGCGAAUGUCACCAAGCAGAAUUGCAUAGAUGCUACCUCUGGAAUUGAUAACCCAGCAUUUUCAGCUGAUGAUGAUCAAAGUAUCUACAUGAAGUUCCCGCCAUGGUUAUCUAAUGAAGAUUCUGUAGUACCAUCACAAAGGGCCCGAGUACAGUUACCGUAUUCUCCAGACAACUUCAGACGGCUCACCCCGUUUCGCCUCAGCAAUAAGUCUGUAGAUUCCUUUUUGCUAGCAGAUGGGCCAGAGGAGCGACCCAGAGCUUUCCUCCCAGAAACAACACAUAUGUAA
Trachemys scripta elegans is the source of this 2493-nucleotide messenger RNA. RefSeq names its product solute carrier family 9 member A3 (gene SLC9A3). The transcript is spliced from 16 exons. Gene Ontology annotation, cellular component: apical plasma membrane; brush border membrane. The record is from RefSeq and is a predicted model, not a curated record. NCBI's taxonomy places the organism in Eukaryota, Metazoa, Chordata, Testudines, Emydidae. Bases 1 to 2493 code for a protein of 830 amino acids. Gene Ontology annotation, biological process: regulation of pH; sodium ion transport; proton transmembrane transport. Gene Ontology annotation, molecular function: sodium:proton antiporter activity.